Molecule: messenger RNA, 1488 nt
Organism: Pyricularia oryzae 70-15
Lineage: Eukaryota; Fungi; Ascomycota; Sordariomycetes; Magnaporthales; Pyriculariaceae
Exons: 3
Coding region: 62-1168 (368 amino acids)
Molecular function (GO): oxidoreductase activity
Source: RefSeq, a predicted model, not a curated record
GCAAUUAUUUGUAUACCAUUCCAGUCAGAUGACCACGGUUCCACAAUAAGCUCAUUCAGAAAUGGCAUCACUCACAACCCCCGGUCGAAUGAAGGCGCUCGUCGCACCCAAAUAUUGCAAGCCAAAAGACUAUACCAUCAGCGAUGUCCCGACACCAGAGAUUACCAGGCCAGAUGAUGUUUUGAUCCGCGUUUACGCCGCGGGAACAACGGUAGGCGAAACAAUAUUGGCCAAAGGGAACUUCUCCGUGCUAGUGGACUCGAGCUUCCCAAUGAUAAUGGGCUUGGAGGGCUCCGGCGUCGUCGUUGCGGUCGGCAGAGACGUCAAAAGGUUCAAAGCCGGUGAUGAAGUCAUGGGUGGAAGCUGGACCCGGCCAAUGCUUCCCAUGAAAUACGAGAAAUGGAUGGCAGAAUACACAGUGACGGCCGAAAGCCUGCUACUACCCAAGCCGCCGCAUAUGUCCUUUGAGGAAUGCGCGGGCAUACUCGGCAGCGCCGUCACAGCCUACCAGUCCUUCCGGCGCGGGUUCGAACUCAUGGGACAAAAGUCAUUCGAGGGCAAGACGGUCUUUGUGCCUGCCGCACUCUCGGCAACGGGGUCGAUCGCGGUGCAGAUGGCGAAGAACGUCUACGGGGCGGCCAGGGUGAUCAGCACCGUGUCAACGCCCAAGAUGUCUCUGGUCGAGAAGCACCUCCCGGGCGCGGUGGAUCAGGUGCUCGAUUACCAAAAGCAAGACGUCGUCAAGGAGGUGGGGCAAGAGCAGGUGGACUUUGUCUACAACACGCAAUGGCACAACUCGCAGCCAUUUCAGAUGCUCAAGCGGCAGACUGGCGUCAUGGUCUCCAUCGCGGCCGGUCCUACGGUCGAGCAAUUACGGCUUGUGAUGGGGCAGAAGACGGUGCCGUUCUGGGUUGUUUGGGUGGUCACCAUGCUUCAGUGGUGGUACGACUGGAAGCUCAGAGGAACCAACAUCAAGAGGGACUUUAUCUCUGGGCAUCCGGGGAAUCGCCAGGACCUAGAGGCGUGUGGUGAGCUGAUAGCGGCGGGGAAGAUCAAGCCCGUCUCGAAUAUUGUGGGGUUUGAUGAUCUGGACGGGAUCAAGGAUGGGUUCACAAAGGUCUUUGAGGGCAAGGGUGGCUUUGGGUCUUUUGUUGUGAAAAUUAGGUAGGAUGAAGGUGCCAAAUGACAUGGGAUGAUGGGAACACUGGUCAAGCUUGUCUCGGCGUUCCGUCCCAAGUUGCGGUUAAUUUUGAGGUGGGGAGCAACGCGCAAGGUUUGCCCGUCAGGCCCACAGGGCUUAAUUGAAUUCUCGCGUCAAGCCACCCGACGCGCUAAUUGUUACGCGACUCGGCCGUGUUCUAGCACCACUUUCGCUUCUUUUAUAGGUGGAGGGUACGUCCUCACCGGGCAACCGGUUUUGCUUUCCCCCCAUAUUCCAAAGUAGUCACAUACCUCGCACAUCGGUUACCAACUUACCAACAACCUCGA